GAGGAACGCCUCCAAACCUCCUCUGUCUCCUCUUCACCACCAACCAAAACACAGUCCUAAAUGGUAAAAUAAAAUAUCACACAUCAACACCUCUCUCUCUCUCUCUUCAAUAGAAACCAUCAGGGAAGAUCGACAAAAGGGACGAAACUGCUACUCACCUAAUUGCAUAAACUGGGUUCAGUUUCUUGAGACAGUUUUGGUUUGGAUUUUGGAGCAAUGAGAACAGAGCGCGUGAGGAAUUCCAAGUCUUCAUGGCCAAAAGUGGUGGUGAGAAAAUGGCUGAAUAUCAAGACUGGCGCAGAUGAAUUCCAUUCUGAUUACAAGAUCAGGGCUAUGGUGGAUGGAAGAAGUGAGAGAAGAAAGAGUUGCUCUGACAAGGACUCCUACGUCGUCGUACCGGAGGAGCUUUCAGGCUGGUUGAUGGAAGCUAGAGAUAGUAUUCAACGGCCGAGAUUUGAAACCGGGUGUACCACAGUCGCGGAUGAUCUCAACCUCAGGAUGUUCAUAGGGACAUGGAACGUAGGAGGGAAGUCGCCACAUGAAGGGUUGAAUUUAAGAGAUUGGCUACGGACGCCUGCCCCAGCUGACAUCUACGUCCUUGGGUUCCAGGAAAUCGUACCACUCAACGCAGGAAACAUACUCGGGGCAGAGGACAAUAGUCCAGCUGGCAAGUGGCUCUCCCUAAUCCGCGAAGCUUUGAACAAUAACACAACUGACCCUGAAGUUUUGAAAUAUUACAAUAGUUCCCCUAAUGUUGACCUAAAACAAUCACCACCGAGUGCAAAACCAAGAGUAAGCUUCUCCGACUUGCUCUCACUAGAAGAUGAACUCAACGAUGAGGAUUUUCAGAGGUUUCUGAGCUCGAAUUCAAACUCGACGGAAGAAGGCUCGCCUGGCCGACCUAGUACCAGUAGUCUUGAUAACCAUCAAUAUUGUUUGGCAGCUAGUAAACAGAUGGUGGGUAUUUUCUUGUGCGUAUGGGUUCGAGUGGACCUGUAUCGCAACAUUAGCAAUUUGAAGGUCUCUUGUGUUGGAAGAGGCAUCAUGGGAUAUCUUGGCAAUAAGGGAUCAAUAUCAAUUAGUAUGACAUUGCACAAGACAACAUUUUGCUUUGUUUGCACCCAUUUGGCCUCUGGAGAGAAAGAAGGCGACGAAGUCCGAAGAAAUUCAGAUGUUAUGGAAAUUUUGAAGAAAACAAGGUUCUCUCAUGCGUGCAGAGGACUCGGGAAAGCAAUCCCUCCUGAGAGCAUUUUGGAACAUGAUAAGAUCAUUUGGCUCGGAGACUUGAAUUAUCGACUUGCUUCGGGUUGUGCUGACACACAUGAGCUACUGAAGAAUAACGAUUGGAAAUCACUUUUAGAGAAAGAUCAGUUGAGGAUAGAGAAAAGAGCUGGCCGUGUGUUUAAGGAAUGGGAAGAAGGGAGGAUAUAUUUUGCUCCAACUUACAAGUACCUCACCAACUCUGAUAAUUAUGUUGUCCAAAUCUCUACUUCUAAAGAGAAGCAAAGGACUCCUGCCUGGUGCGACAGAAUAUUGUGGAAAGGUGAAGGACUGAAGCAAAUAUGGUAUGUGAGAGGUGAGUCCAAAUUCUCAGACCACAGGCCAGUUUAUUCUCUCUUCUCAGUCCAAGUCAAUUUCGCCAACAAAAACAAGCCCACACCCAUUACUAGCUCAACCACCACCAAAUCACCACCACUGCUGCCACCGCGACCGUUGCCGGUUCCAACUGCCAGUGGAUUGCCACCAAUAUGUUUUGCCAAAAUUGAGGCAGAUGAAUUGUUGCUCAUAACCAGGGCUCAAAGCUGCAUACAGAGCACACCAAGGUGGCCACUCCAAUGACACACCGACGCGUCAACAGGACACACUGGAGAAGCAUCCCUCUGACUCCGCCGGAAUUUUUAACGGUUUUGUGAGUUCUAAAAAAUUCGUGGGCUUUUUACUCUCCGGCAGAGGUGACGGAGACCAUAGUCACCAUACCUGUACUUUCAUUUUUGUUCAAAAGAAAAUUUUACGGGCUUUGAGUGUCAUGAUUGGCCCAACCCAUAUUCUCUGUUGAACCAAAUUGAGAUAAGUUACAAAAUGACAUGCGGGUUGGGGCGUGCCGGCACGCCGGAUGGAUGACACGUGGGUUGAUCAGGGACCGUUGGAUCAUGAUGACUGAUGAUGGACAGAGAGUGGUAGCUACUUAUUUCAACAUGGAAUUCUGAGCCGUUUUGACCAUUGGUUUGAAGAAUGUAAUUCAGCUUUGUUAUGUUUGAUUCUCGCAGUUUUAUCUGUGAGAUGCGAAACAGAAAUGAUUCGUGCACAGCAGUCUGUGCACAUAGCACAGCCCGAUGCGAAAUGGGUUCGAAAAGGAUCUGUGCGCUCGGGUACAGACAGAGAUCGUUUCUUCUAGUAUAUAUUUUUUUUUGGAGGGGACGGAGAUGAGAUAUAAAUUGUUAAUUGGUUAAACAUUGAAUAGCUUUAUAGAGGAAGGGUUGACAUUAGGAAAAAUGAGAAUCUUGUAUUAGUUUAUCGAAAUGUCAAAGUUUGUUCUAAGUUUACUUAGCGACCAAAAAAAAUUUGUACUAAAUUUAUGUUGUGUGAUCUCAUUCACCCAA
This is a messenger RNA of Rhododendron vialii, 2600 nucleotides long. RefSeq names its product type I inositol polyphosphate 5-phosphatase 8. The record is from RefSeq and is a predicted model, not a curated record. The transcript has 11 exons. Gene Ontology annotation, molecular function: phosphatidylinositol-4,5-bisphosphate 5-phosphatase activity; phosphatidylinositol-3,4,5-trisphosphate 5-phosphatase activity; inositol-polyphosphate 5-phosphatase activity. Bases 217 to 1839 code for a protein of 540 amino acids. Gene Ontology annotation, biological process: phosphatidylinositol dephosphorylation. NCBI's taxonomy places the organism in Eukaryota, Viridiplantae, Streptophyta, Magnoliopsida, Ericales, Ericaceae.